UUCAUUAAUUAAAAGGCGCACUUAAAACAAACCUGGACGGGGGUCAUAACAUCCCUGUAGCACCCCUCUGGAUCAGUCAAUGGUAAAACUAGACCAAUCGUAUGUCUUUAAAUCGAUAUCACAUAUGUGUGUUAUUGGUGAUUGUUGUGACAUGUCGUAAAUAAGGUGUGAUUUUUUCACCAAUGAGUGUGUGAGAGGCCCGUCGGAGUUCGGACUCCUCCAAAAGAGCCCUUGGAUACACGCCUGUCAAAUAUGAAAUACAAUAUGAACACAUAAAUCAAUGUUAUAAAACUGAGUGACGGAUAACAGCUGAUGCGUGAUUCUAAAGGCUUGGCGAUGGGCGUGUUUAGAGAUUCGACCAGAUUCCACUGAUAAACUGUGUUAAGUUAAUUAAAAUCGAUCUCUUUAAGUAUAUAUGUAGUUCGCUAAACACGUCGUUCUGUGUUUUCUGACAUUGGCACAGUGUAAACAGUUCGGCGACAAUUGAAAUCAAACCUGUAAAGACCCAUGGCGGAAAGUGUUGGAAACUGAUCCUCACGGUUCGGUUGUUAUGGGCAACAAGACUGAUUUAAUCAACGCCGCAUUGAGGUGUGCACAGGUCCGGUUCUUUGUGCUGACAUGGGGUACAGAGGGAUACGCGGCCGAUCUCGGCGAUUAUUCAGCUGUACGAAGUGUUGAAAUCUGCGGCAACUCACUGAGGCACGUCGGUAAGACCGGAUGGGACAGGAUCGAGGACGAUGCUUCCUGGCGCUUCUUGAUGAUCUGCACAACCGGGAAUUAUCAUGAGAUCAGGUAUGACGUCGGCGCGGCUACUCUGAGAAACGAAACAAUAGAUCUAGUUGGGGUGCAGUGGUUCAUUAAGGAGUCUCCGUGUCCCGAUCCGGUUUAUUCACACGCCGAUAACGGAACUGCAUUUGGCGGUAAUAAAGGGCAACUAAUAAAUGCCGCGCUAAGCGGACAAACCAUUUUCGCAGCGUCAAUUGUACAAAAAGCUUUUGAAAUACAACACAACUUAAUGCUGAUGAACAAUUUGGACAUUUCAGACAGCGGUGAAGUCGGUGGGCAAAAUAUCUGGACACUUUUUCCAAGGUUUAUUCAAGACCAUUACGAAUUCGUACUUCCUGCCAUCUGGUGGUUUACAGCAGUGACUACAACCGGCGUUCAGGACUGGUCACUUUGGACUGUAGGUGAACAUGCUGAAGUUGCCCGUGAGCCCGUUCCUCUACCGACCGACUAGUACACUUACCCAUGCUGGCGUCACGUGUUCACCAGUGAAAUCUGGACACAGAGUGAAGAUCGUCAUAGGAAACUUCUCCAUGGAAACGGACAACGUCAGGGUGGACCGUGGUCAAGUGUCAGCCCAGCUCUUGAAUCAAUUGUCUAGACAAGACGCGCUCUCUUUCACGUCUGACAUUUACUGGGUCUGGCAGAUGGUGCACACCACGGAAACCGUCCGAACUCGAACCUACUUUGUUGGAAAUGUCACAAACAACGGCGACACACUGGAAAAGAAAACCGUAAACUGGUUUGUCGAUACUCGUCGGUGGAAGAAGGUAUUGUCAACUAAACACAAUGGCCUUGUCAAAUCUGGAUCGAAAACUGAACUGAGGAACGUAAUUCAAAAUGGCGCCUCUGUACGCGUUGCGCUACAGUCAUUUGGAUGCAGUAGGUUCCGUCGUGGACAGGAUGAAAGUGACGGCUCUUCGGAAGAACACGGUGGACAAAAACAUCGCAACUGUAAGGGAUGGUUUGUCAUCAGGGCUGACGAACUGGAGUUGGGUUCUUCAGGGGAAGUUGCUGCUCAGUCAGUUAUGAGUGUCAGCACUGAAGCUGCUGAGUGGAAGGAAUUCCAGAUCAAAGAUGAUCCUUUCUGGCGCUUCAUGGUCGUCACUAUACAGAGUCGAGUUGACGUCUCUCAGUGGAGAGUUGGUGCCCACAUCGACGACGGCCACUUCUCGGAGAAGGCGAAAGUCAACUGGUUCGUCAAUUAUUAA
Molecule: messenger RNA, 1994 nt
Organism: Gigantopelta aegis
Lineage: Eukaryota; Metazoa; Mollusca; Gastropoda; Neomphalida; Peltospiridae
Exons: 2
Coding region: 1194-1994 (266 amino acids)
Source: RefSeq, a predicted model, not a curated record